This is a messenger RNA of Fonsecaea pedrosoi CBS 271.37, 696 nucleotides long. RefSeq lists its product as uncharacterized. NCBI's taxonomy places the organism in Eukaryota, Fungi, Ascomycota, Eurotiomycetes, Chaetothyriales, Herpotrichiellaceae. The coding region runs from base 1 to 696 and encodes 231 amino acids. Gene Ontology annotation, molecular function: oxidoreductase activity. The transcript has 2 exons. The record is from RefSeq and is a predicted model, not a curated record.
AUGUCUCUGGUAAAGAUUUGUCUCGACGUCCCUGACACAAUUUGUCCACAUUUAUACGGACCGUACGAGGGCACUGACACCGAGGAACACAUUCCAGACCCAAAGUCCUGCUCUGCCGCAGUCGAUGCUUGCAUUGCGAGAUUCGAGAAAAUUGACGUCCUCUUCCACAACGCAGCAAUGCUGAGCCCGAUCGUCCCUGUAGUCGAACACGACGUCGACGUCUUCAACAAAGUCAUCAUGACCAACCUCUGUGGCGCGUUUUACCUUGCCAAAGCCGUCAUUCCGCACAUGAAAAAGGCAGGAAAGGGAGUGAUUGUGAACACGGCCAGUGUCUCUGGCAUUGGUGGAGAUUAUGGCCUGUCUUCCUACAAUGCCGCAAAAGGCGGACUGGUCAACCUGACGCGGACCAUCGCCAUAGACCAUGCGAGGGACGGGAUCCGUGCGGUCACAGUCUGUCCCGGGUUUAUGGAAACUCCAAUGACGGAAGGGACCCUAAAGAACGAACAAUUGAGAGAAGAGUUGUUUGAGAGCAUCCCCAUGAACCGUGGAGGGCAUCCGAACGAGGUAGCUCGGCUGGUUCUUUUCCUGGCCUCAGACGAAGCAUCUUACAUUACUGGACAUCCGUUUAUCGUCGACGGUGGAUGGAUUGCUCGUAAUCCAAGUCCAAAUUGGCCAAAGUACAUUGGCGAAGCCUGA